CAUAGCAUGAAAAAAUACUGACUGUUUUUGCCAAUACCAUCAAAUCCAUCGGCUCUGGGUAUAAACAAAAUUUCAACAAUGGCGAAUUUCAGACUAGGUGAAUAUGUUUAUCAAAAAGAAAUUCCAGUGGCCAAAAUUAAUAGACCAGUAUUCGAUGACGAAUUCCUUGCUAUGAAAGAGCAUUUUGAAAAUGAAAUGCGUAGAAUGGACCAGGAAAUAACUAGAUUCAGCACAAACCUGACGAACCUUUACAGCAUGGCAUCAUCACACUGUAGCCUAAACUCAUCACAGUCCCAAGUCCCCAAGGUGCAGCUCUCCAAUGAAAGGGACCUCCUAAAAAACAGUCCUCUAGUAGUUGGCGAAGGUGAAGAUAAGAAACUCAAGUUACAAUUUGACCUCAGCCAAUUCGAUCCUUCGGAGGUAAAAGUAACAAUAGUUGAUGAUAUACUCAUGGUGGAAGCGACUCAUAUAGAGAAAACUCCGAGUAUUACAAUAUAUAGAGAGUACGCGAGAGAAGUGCAGCUCCCGAAAGGCCUGGACCCUGACGCAAUAUAUUCCAAUCUAUCAAGAGACGGAGUACUAACAGUGCAAGCGUCAUUGUCACAAGCACAGAGAUACCCAGAGAUUGAAGAGCCGAGAAGAGAAAUCAAGAUGAAUAAGGAAUCCGGAGUUUGUACCAGAGUUGAUGUGGGAAUUUAAAUAGAAGAACUAUUUGACAUUGAAUUAAACAUAACCGGAAAUAGUAUACAGACUUGAGUAUUUUAAAAUCGGGUAUUAAA
Papilio machaon (common yellow swallowtail) is the source of this 779-nucleotide messenger RNA. Its product is annotated as alpha-crystallin B chain. The coding region runs from base 79 to 699 and encodes 206 amino acids. NCBI's taxonomy places the organism in Eukaryota, Metazoa, Arthropoda, Insecta, Lepidoptera, Papilionidae. Gene Ontology annotation, molecular function: protein folding chaperone. The transcript has 3 exons. The record is from RefSeq and is a predicted model, not a curated record. Gene Ontology annotation, biological process: protein refolding; response to heat.